This is a messenger RNA of Cryphonectria parasitica EP155, 1626 nucleotides long. RefSeq lists its product as uncharacterized. Gene Ontology annotation, molecular function: monoatomic cation transmembrane transporter activity. NCBI's taxonomy places the organism in Eukaryota, Fungi, Ascomycota, Sordariomycetes, Diaporthales, Cryphonectriaceae. The coding region runs from base 1 to 1626 and encodes 541 amino acids. The record is from RefSeq and is a predicted model, not a curated record. Gene Ontology annotation, cellular component: membrane. The transcript has 5 exons. Gene Ontology annotation, biological process: transmembrane transport; monoatomic cation transport.
AUGACAUCGCCAUCACACUCGCGGCCGCUUCUGCUGGACCAAGAGCCCAACCUCAUAACAUCCAAAGGCCAUGGCGCGCUGUCGAACUUGAUCAGGACGCGGUCCAAUGCAUCCGUGAAUAGCCUGUCUUGGAGGCACCCCUCUGACGAGGAGGACGCGUUGGGGUCUCCCUCCCUGCAGCAGGGGGCCCUCGAAGAUGGUGACUACACGGAGCGACGGUCCGCCGCCGAGGAGCGUCGCCUCGUCGAGCUUCUUCACGAGCCUCAUAUGCGGUCUAUGCGCCUGAUCGGAUAUCCCAACAACCGCUAUCAGUGGGCGAGAUACUGGAAGACGGACGAGCAGCUCAAGGCUAUCAAGCCGAAAGGCCUCCGCGAGUACUACGAGAGGACAAACUACCUCAUCCAGCAGUAUGUCUUCAUCGACAAGCUCCUGGACUCAUCUCUCCCCCACGAUCUCCUCAAUGAGUACAACAACAUGCCUGCCUCUGCGUUUCGCCGCGGCGUGGAGGUCCCCCAGACCAUCUCAGAGGAGCCCUCGAGGCCGUCGUCCAAAGGCCAACCCAUUUCGAGCUCUGCCAGUGGCUCUAAGGUGAAACGGACGCCCAAGGACAUCUACCGACCAACUCACUCGUCCCCUCUCAUCUCUGCCGAAACCUCACAGGAUGGAGAAGUCGAUGAGGACGACGAGGAGGCAAAACCCGAGAUCCCCCUGUUCGAAGACGACGAUGUUGAUAGUGGUGCCAAGGUCGUCACGGUAGCCAUCUACGUCAACUUCGUGGCCAAUGCGAUCCUCCUGCUGGGAAAGAUCGCCGUGAUCAUCUCGGUUCCCAGCGUCUCGGUGCUGGCGAGCUUGGUGGAUGCCGCGCUAGACUUUCUCUCGACGGUCAUCGUCUGGACAACAACCACGCUCAUCGCGCGCCAGGAUCAGUACCGCUAUCCCGUGGGCCGGAGACGGCUGGAGCCCGUCGGUGUGCUUGUCUUCUCGACCAUCAUGAUUACCUCCUUUGUCCAGGUGGCCAUUGAGGCCAUCUCAAAGCUCGCAUCUAGCGAUCACGAUGUGAUUCAGCUUACAGCGUCCGCGAUAGGCAUCAUGCUGUCAACUAUUGUUAUCAAGGGUCUGUGCUGGUUUUGGUGCCGGCUGAUCAAGAACUCUAGCGUGCAGGCACUGGCCGACGAUGCUAUGACGGAUAUGAUCUUCAAUGCCGGCUCAAUAGCAUUUCCCAUUGUCGGCUUCUACGCGCGAAUAUGGUGGCUGGACCCAUUAGGUGGUCUGCUGCUGUCGAUGGUCGUCAUCUUCAACUGGUCGCGCAGUGCGAGCGAACACAUCAAGAACUUGUGUGGCUUUAGUGCGAGCGCCGACCAGAGGAAUAUUUUGCUGUACCUGACUAUGCGCUUCGCCAAGACCAUCAGGCAGAUCCAGGGGCUGCAGGCGUAUCAUGCUGGUGACAAGCUGAACGUUGAGGUGGAUAUUGUGCUGGAUGCGAGCACUUCUCUCAAAGACAGCCAUGACCUUAGCGAGAGUCUGCAAUAUGUCCUCGAGUCUGUGCCUGUCGUGGACAGGGCAUUCGUCCAUGUUGACUACGCCAGUUACAAUCUCCCGACACACAUGGAACAGCAGUCCCGCUAA